AUGGAUUUGGCCAAAAGUAAGAUUAUACCUGCAGGCAAAUCAGGCCAAGUCCUGGAAAAAAUCUGCCACCUGAACUUGCUGGCGAGAGAUAUGCUUCUGAAAAGCAAUCUGGAUAAUGAAGGUAUAGAGGAGUAUGUGCUUAGACUGAUUUCUUUAACAGAAGAGCUGAGCGGAUCUCUCAGGCAGCAGCUGAAGAACAUUAUGGAAAGUAUUCAAGACACCUGUCACUUGCUGAGUGCCCUCCACAACAAACACAAGGAAUUGACUGGAAAUCCAGAGCACAAUGGAAUUAUAGAUUGUCUGCAGAAAGUGAAGGAUUAUUUCAUAAAUACAGUCUCACACCUUCAAGAGGCAGAAAAUAAACUUUAUGCUGCUAGCUGUAGACAAGAUGAUGAUUCUCAGAACCAAACUGGCCAAAAUGCUUCUAGAGAAGCAGAUGUGCAUUGUUCGGAAGGAGAAGGAACAGACUCUGUACAAGCGUCUUCCAGUCCCAGUCAGCAAUUCCAAAAAACUCCUUCCUUGAACAACACAGAAAGUCAGAAUGUUAAUCAAACCCAGACAAGUGAAACUAAAACUGUUGAAAAAGAUGCUGCAUCAUUAACUGAAAACACAUCUGACCAAGAGGAGGAUGCUAGCAGAGAACCUCCAAUGAAAAAGGAAGAUGGUGAACACAGACUACUAAUGAACCCUGUUACAGAGAAAAAAGAGUGCAAUGGAAAGGAUAAACUUCACAGAGGUAGCUCUGUUACUGAAAAGCCUCCAGAACUGGCUUUUCAAGAUGCUCUUAUGAACAGUGGGGAAGAGAUUUUGUCUGGGACAUUGAAAGACAUUUGUGGCAGAACCAUCACAAAUCUUUUUGAACAGGAAAAAAAGGAAGUAGCUGGAGAAUCUUCAAAAGGGCUAGAAAGUGAAAAGCACAGACUGAUAGAGAAAAUGGAAGACAGUAAAAUGAAAACAAAUAAGGAGAUUUGUAGAAAUUACCUAAGUACCUUCACAUCUUCAGCACAAAUAUAUGAUCUUACUGCUGGGAAUCCUUCUGUGAGUAAUUCAGAAGUACAAAAAUCUAGGCACUGGAUGAACAAAGAAUUUCUAGUCGAGGAGAGUGGUAAGAAUAAACGUAAAGUAGCUUGUUUUAUUAAGGCUCCUGCAUCUGUUCUGGAGAAUCUGAAGUGUAAGAUAGUGAAUGACACUAGUUCGUUGGUGGUGGAUGAUUCUGAGGAGCUGGUCAGCAACGUCAUAAGCAUCGAAUGUUAUGAUUAUGAAAAAAUUCUUUUCCCCAUCAACAUUGCAAUCCCCUUCACUUCACGCUUCAGAGGAAAUUAUCGGGAGAUUAUGGUGAAGGUGACUGAUGUGAACUUUCAAUCAAACUACUUAACUCCUAUUUCUUUGGAAGGAUACCAAGGAAACCAGGAGGAAAGCUUUGCAGAAGUGAAAAUUUAUCAUCUGGGUGUUUUAUCUGUAUUGUCAUGCUUAAAGAAAGAAACAUUUACUGUUCCAAAGGUAGGACUCUCACAAAAGCUGAGCAUGGAUUCUAGAAUCUCUUUCUGUUACAGUCCAGAAGCAUUCAGUUCUCCAGCACCCAUAGAGUUAAAGAUUCAGCCAAUUGAACCAUCAUUGGUUUCAGCAUUGAAAGCAAGACAUGAUAUGUACCACUCAGUGAUAUCUACUAGUGCACUGGUUCGUGUCCAGCAUCCUUCAGCCCAACCUUUUAACAAUUCAGUCACUAUUACUCUACCUUGUCCUCCAAACCCAGAAAAAAAAAGGCAAGGAUGUGAGACAGAACAUGAAAGAGCCAUUAGUGCUACAGUAAAGAGGGUUGCUGCAGCAUACCAUCCUUGGGCUUUGAGCACUUCUGUGAGAAAAGAUGGGGAGAAUUUCAGAGAUACUUUGAAAUUAUUAGGUCACAGAAACAAAGAAGAGGGGUGGAAGGCGUUUGAUGAUGUUAUUAUCCAGAAUGUACGGAAUGGGCUUGUAUCAUUUGAACUAAAUGAGCAUUUAGAAAGCUUUGUGGUCAUCCGCCUUUCAUUCAUUUUGGAAAACCUGUAUCUACCCCUCUUUGCUCAGGCUCUGGAAGAAGCUCUUUGUAGCACGAUGGCUAAUGUGAUAUUGUAUCGGAAAAGAGAAAACCCAUAUAAAAUAGUAGUUUUGCUGUCUGCAUCCAAGGAAUUGACCUAUGACCUUCAAAAUCUCCGUGAGGAGGGCUAUUUUGGUCCCCCGGAACCUACGCAACAGUUCCCAUUAAAAGAGGGAGAGCAGAUUCAUUUUAGAUUUAUAGGAAAUAUUUUUGCUUCAGAGAAUGGAAAAGAUUUUGGAAAAGUCUACAGACUGAUUUUUCAUUCACAAAGAAAAGCAAGGCUGGAGCUCCAAAUUAAAGAAGUGGAUGAAUUUGGUAACCACAGUUCACCUCAUUACAAAGGAACUGCAGUGUUUUAUAAAAUUACCAGAGAGAUGAUAACCAAGAAAUGGGAACAAUCCUUACCAUUUUUUGAAUAUCAACACCAGUCUCCACUGUGUAAAUUACCACUAACAUUACCAAAGCAUGAAAAAUUGAUCAACCAUCCACGAAGCACAAAAAUAAUUUCUUCUGAUUCAUCAGAGGACCUGUGGGACAACUUGCUGUUUUGGCUUGCAGAAGAGCUUGCAGAAGAUAAUACAUCCUUGUUUGCUUUAUGUUUACCUGUUCGACAGAGCAUACUUCAGCUUGUUAGGCUGAAGUGCCCUGAUAAUUUAACACACCAGAUCUAUGAGCUGCUUUGCUACUGGAAAAAGACCCUUCCAAGGUCAGCUGAUAAACAGCGGCUCCUCUCUCGCUAUUUGCGGAAGAGUGGCAGAAGUGAUCUUUCAGAAGAACUUCGUUUAAAGUGGCAAAAUAAUGUGUUCACUUGA
Molecule: messenger RNA, 2886 nt
Organism: Neopelma chrysocephalum (saffron-crested tyrant-manakin)
Lineage: Eukaryota; Metazoa; Chordata; Aves; Passeriformes; Pipridae
Gene: DTHD1
Product: death domain containing 1
Exons: 10
Coding region: 1-2886 (961 amino acids)
Biological process (GO): signal transduction
Molecular function (GO): protein binding
Source: RefSeq, a predicted model, not a curated record